CCCCGGGCCGCUCGGGAGGGUCCCGGGAGGGUGCCGGCGGGGCCGCGCCGGGCGGCGGGCGCUGCCAGCGAGCCCCGAGCCCCGGACCCGCCUCGGCCGCUCUGUUCCGAAUUCGAGUCAAGCCCCGGGGCAGCCGGGGCAGACGAUACGGGGCCUGUGCUGGGGAAGGCGCUCGCCCUGUCUCGCCGCGCCGCCUGGCAGGCUAGGGCACAGCAGGGACGGACCCGGGUGCCCCCCACACGGGCUAAGGCCAGCCCUCCCCUCACGGCUGUCAGCUGGGCUGAGCGGCAGCUGCCCUGCAAGGAGCAGCCGUGGCACCCCCCGCUGGCGGGGCAGCCCACAGGCUCCGUGUCCCGGCACCGGCCGCGCCCCCGGCCGGUCAGAGCCGCUGGCACCGCCUGGGCCCCGGCGUCCUCCACAGCUCAGCCCCGGCAGCUGCCUCAGCCCUGCUGCUGCUGCGGGUCCAAACUGGGUAGCGGAAUUCGGGUUACAAUUAACAGAAUUAAAAAUAGGCUUUGAAUAAACUGAACACCCGGAGAGGCUAGAAAGUUGUUGUGCAGGUGGCACGUUAGGAGGAAAGUGAGUGGUAUUACUGAAACAAAGGUAAUCCAAGACACCUCAGCGCGGGAGCCUCGACUACCAGGAUGGCCUGGGACUCCUUGUGCAGCCGCGACUUACGGCGGCCUAGGAUAAGAAGUGCCUCAAGCUGGAUGCCCGACAGUGGGAGCAGCACUGGGACACCAUCCCUGGAGGAGCUGCGGCGCCUGCUCUGCACACGCACACACCCCACGGGGCAUGUGGAUGAAGUCUGGCCAAACCUUUAUGUGGGAGACCUGUACGUCGCUCGCGACAAGGCCCAGCUGAGCCGCAUGGGCAUCUCCCACAUUGUGAAUGCCGCUGCCGGGAGAUUUCGCAUCAACACUGGGCCCAAGUUCUACAGUGACUUGCCUGUGGAUUACUAUGGAGUAGAAGCAGAGGACAACCCAAACUUUGAUCUCAGCAUUCACUUCUAUCCAGUUGCUCAGUACAUCAGAGAAGCACUGAAUUCCCCAAGAGAAAAGCCUGGGCAGCAGUCAGCACCCUCAGAAAGCAUUACUGUCCUAAGUAAGAAGAAAGAAGAGUUUGUGGAAAACCAGGAGUGUUGCUGUAACAGCAGUGAGCAAUCCUGAGCAUUGCACUUCCGAAAUCCCAAGUUUCCAAGCCCUCUAGUAGUAAGUAACCUGCCAAGGCUGCUUCCCACAGCACGGCCAUCAAGCGUGAACUCUUGAAACUUUGGCAGCAAAUGCAUCACUCCCAGAACUCCACAUGAGCAAGCAGGGACACAACGGAUGGCAGCCUGGACAGGAAGGAUAAGGGUGUGCUGUCAGGCUGACAGCUAAGCUUAAACAAGCGACCAUGGAUCCUGGAACACAAUUACAAAUUUUCUGUCCCCAGCCAGUAAAAACCCCAUGUUCCCCAACCAGGGGAACUGCACCAGGGCUGCUCUGCAGGGCUGUACACACUUGCUUGCCCAUCCCCAAUACCAGCUUCCAUCUCUGCUCCAGCACAAUAACCCCCACCAUGAGGCCUGCUGGCAUAAUUGCAAAUCUCUCUCCU
Messenger RNA from Pyrgilauda ruficollis (rufous-necked snowfinch), 1596 nucleotides. RefSeq names its product dual specificity protein phosphatase 13-like. Gene Ontology annotation, biological process: negative regulation of MAPK cascade; protein dephosphorylation. Lineage: Eukaryota; Metazoa; Chordata; Aves; Passeriformes; Passeridae. Gene Ontology annotation, molecular function: protein tyrosine/serine/threonine phosphatase activity; MAP kinase phosphatase activity. Bases 645 to 1169 code for a protein of 174 amino acids. The transcript has 4 exons. Gene Ontology annotation, cellular component: cytoplasm. The record is from RefSeq and is a predicted model, not a curated record.